Messenger RNA from Oncorhynchus gorbuscha (pink salmon), 499 nucleotides. RefSeq names its product NADH dehydrogenase [ubiquinone] 1 beta subcomplex subunit 2, mitochondrial-like. Lineage: Eukaryota; Metazoa; Chordata; Actinopteri; Salmoniformes; Salmonidae. The coding region runs from base 82 to 387 and encodes 101 amino acids. The record is from RefSeq and is a predicted model, not a curated record. Gene Ontology annotation, cellular component: mitochondrial inner membrane. The transcript is spliced from 4 exons.
CUCGUUCUUGGUUGGUCGCCCUCUGUGUCAAGGUGGAACGACAUUUUGAGAAAACAACACUGGGGGAAGAGAGAAACAACGAUGUCUUCUUUAGGAAGGGCCAUGGGUGUCCUUAGGGCCGGGACGCAGCUUCUUACACGUGGACCUCAGAAAAUAGUAACCCGAAAAGCUGGUGGUGGACCACACAUAGAGGCCCAGUACAGGCAAUUCCCACAACUCACCAAGAGCCAGACGUUCCAAGCAGAGCUUCUCAGCAGUGCCAUGUGGUUCUGGAUCCUGUGGCACUGCUGGCAUGACCCAGAUGCAGUAAUGGGUCACUUCCCAUGGCCUGAUGCAUCCGCAUGGACAGAUGAGGAACUGGGGAUCCCAGCUGACGAUGAGGAAUGAGUUGCUCUCUACCCCCAGACCUUGUGUGCCCAGUCGCUACCUGGAGGUUAAGGGUGUCCCAAAAGGCUUUGUUGUACAUAGACAAAUAAAAUUCAAUUUAUUCUAAAACAUA